Messenger RNA from Nanorana parkeri, 1067 nucleotides. It is a transcript of the gene ATG10, whose product is annotated as autophagy related 10. Gene Ontology annotation, biological process: macroautophagy; protein lipidation; protein modification by small protein conjugation. The record is from RefSeq and is a predicted model, not a curated record. The coding region runs from base 73 to 726 and encodes 217 amino acids. Gene Ontology annotation, molecular function: Atg12 transferase activity. NCBI's taxonomy places the organism in Eukaryota, Metazoa, Chordata, Amphibia, Anura, Dicroglossidae. The transcript has 8 exons. Gene Ontology annotation, cellular component: intracellular anatomical structure.
UCUGGGAGAGGGUAGGGGUGCAGCAUGGGCUGCAGGCGGAGAGGUUAGAGCAGGAAGACAUGUUGUCCGAGGAUGGAUCUUGAAAACAAAGACAACAUUGUCCUGGGAGAAGAGAAAUUCCGAUACUUCUGUUUAGAAUUUGUGAAACAUUCCCAAAGUGUAGAGGAUGGCUGGGAGUGGAAAAAUGUCCAGGGAAGUGAUGAUGGAUACUUGAGGAAAUCUUGCUACCAAACAAGACCUGUCAGUUCUGAACAGAAGCAAUGGAAGAAGAGUGAUGAGGAGGAUGAGCAAGCCUCUGCUGUUACCGUGGAUGGUUUCCACGAGGAAGAGGAUGAAAGCUUGGUCAUAGCACAGGAAGCUCAGGAAACAGAAGUGAUUCACUAUGAAUAUCACGUCCUGUACGCCAUCAGCUACCAAGUCCCUGUACUCUACUUCAGAGCCAGCUUUUUGGACGGAAGACCUCUGACACUUGAAGAAAUAUGGAACAGAGUUCAAGGCUGCUAUAAACCUCGGCUGCUGCAUGGACCUUGGGAAACAAUCACACAGCAGGAACAUCCAAUACUUGGACAGCCGUUUUUUAUGCUUCACCCAUGUCGGACCAAUGAAUUCAUGUCCUCCAUUAAAGGAGCCUCAAAAAGAGAAGGAAAUUAUAUUACAACAUGGUUAAGUACAGUAGGACCUGUUGUUGGAUUAUCUUUACCAUUAAGUUAUGGAAAAACAGCGUAAAGGGUUGCCAUCCAUGUUGUACACUGAAAAGACUGCUCAUCCUUCAACGCCUGAACCCAACUCCUGGGAGAUCAGCUUACACUGUACACCAUACUGUACUGUUUAUUAUCUUACAGCAUGUUGAUAGAGUACUGGGGAUACCUAUGCACAGAACUGCACACAGAGAGCCGUGAUAUAAACUUGGCCAAGCUGAAAAUUCUAACAGAGAGUGGAUUGAACCCAAAUGAAGUACAACAGAUGUUAUAAUGUAGACUGCAUGGGUCAUGCAAACACAUCCAUUAUGUUAUAUUCUUUGGGAGAUGUUAUUUAAACAUUUGCAGAUUAAACAUGAAUUAAAUUAA